AUGGACAUUCAGAAAAUAGUUGAUGCCAUUAGAUCUAACGACAUAGAUGCAAACAGAGCUGCUAUCGAAAGCAUCUAUGCCAACUGCAGCCAGCUAGACGACAAGGACAUUAUAGAAAUAACUCCGUCUGUGAUCUACUACCUGUGGAAGCUUCCGAAGUUCACGGCUCAGAAGCAGUUUGUUCUGGAACUUUUGUCCCAUGCCGACCAAAGGUUGCGCUACAGCCUGUUCAUGUAUCUCAUCGAUCACUGGAGUAGCAUCCAGCUGGUAAGAAUGGACAAAUUCUACUAUCUUGUCAAGAGGAUUCUGGAAUAUUAUGUACUGGAUGUGGAAACAGUCUCUUCCUUGUUCAAUAUAUCCACGAGCAUGGAUCUUAGAACAUUUAUAAUUCGAUGUGUUGUGGACAGACUUAAAGAAACCACCGAGGACAUGGAGCAUUUCUUGGCUGGGUUUGCUUCCACGUGCCCUCCGGCAUUGCUGCUUCCUCUCGAAUCCCUAAGGCUCCGGAAGGAGGUUGCCCUGGAAUAUGCAGGGAAUAAGGACAUCGGAAAGAAGAACAGAGCUGCAUUAUACUCCAUGAUCAAAUAA
This is a messenger RNA of Encephalitozoon intestinalis ATCC 50506, 588 nucleotides long. RefSeq lists its product as uncharacterized. The transcript has a single exon. The coding region runs from base 1 to 588 and encodes 195 amino acids. Lineage: Eukaryota; Fungi; Microsporidia; Unikaryonidae. The record is from RefSeq and is a predicted model, not a curated record.